UGCGCAAUGCGAUCAGAGGACAUUUAAAAACCGUUAGUAAUGAUUUAGUACGCAGACAGGGUUUCCGACCUGCUAAGUGAACCAUUUAUGUCCAAAGUAUUAUGCCUGCUGGGGAUUUAAUACGUGAUUUGUUCAUCAAUAGGUUUUUGUGAUACUGUCCACUACUCCCGAUAUAUAAAGCCCUACAAGGCAUCGAAAAGAAAUCUUAGCAAGAAUUCUCCAGACGUUGAUAAUGGAUUUACUGUUUUGGGGAAUAUUCGUGAAAUACUUGAUAGCGAAAUUGGUGUGCGCUUAUACUUUAACAGAUGAACAUAAUUUGCAAAGUGCUUUACUGACUGGCUAUAACAAAGACUUGCGACCAGGGAUUGACAGAACAUAUCCUUUUAGUGUAAACGCAUCGUUUGCUCUUUUCUCAAUCAAGGAGUUCGAUCUAAACAUAGGGAAGUUUACCAUUACAGGCGUAUUUCAGUUAACUUGGUAUGACGAGAGGCUUUCAUGGAGUCCGGCCAGCUACAACCAAACAAACGCAACAUCGAUAUCACAGAGUAAGCUAUGGCUUCCCAAUUUCAUCAAUACAAAUCCUUUCGAAGAUGUGAUUGGAUUGGGAAGUGAUUUGAUAUCGAUUAGAGUGUUAUCCUCUGGACUUUGUAAUUGGUAUGCUAUCCAAGCGUUUGAGGUCAUUUGUGGUGCUGACGUCACCAAGUAUCCAUUUGAUACACAGUAUUGCGAAUUGAAAUUCUUUAUUUGGGGGUAUGAUCCACAAGAAAUUGACGUGAAUUUCAUAUCGUCCACGGUUAUUUUGACUUUAUAUCAAGAAAACGGCAUAUGGGAAAUCACGGACUCUGCAACCCACACGUAUGUAAACGUGUACGGCUAUGAGGAAAUCAUUGUUGGAUUUCAGCUGAAACGAAGAACAGCAUAUUAUAUCUCUAGCCUGAUUUUGCCAAUGAUCUCCAUUCAGCUGCUGUUGGGCUUCGUUUUUCUCCUACCCGUGGAAUCCGGUGAGAGGUUGGGAUUUUCCACUACAAUCCUCCUGUCGAUCGUCGUCUAUCUGACAAUAAUUCAAGAAAUGUUGCCCGAAGCUUCAGAACCGAACGUGAGCAUGUUGAGUUACAUCCUGGUUAGCUAUGUGGUAAGCGGAUCAUUUCUUGUGGUACUUGUUAUCAUAAAUCUGCGAAUACAAAACUGUCCCUGCAGCAAUGUAGUCCCACAAUGCAUUGCCCGGCUGGUUAUAUUUUGUCGCAAGAGAAAACACAAUGCAGACGCAGUUGAACCCGUUGAUUCAAAGUCUAUCAUGGACUUUGAUGGAGAUGAAAAUGAUAAAGUGACCUGGAUUGAAGUUGGAAGGUGUUUUGAUAUAAUAUGCUUUCUGAUUUCGCUCAUUCAGUUUACAAUUACAGGAAUAACUUACAUGGCUUUGGUUAAUCCUUAGCUCCCAUAAGUGUGACGUCACGGCAUGAUACGAUUUAUCACACAACUAUACUUUACAUUAUAUGUGUGACGUAAUGUGUGAUGUCAUAGUGUAUGAUAUUGAUGUUGUUUGUACAAAAUAAUUCAUGGUAUGAACGACAAAAAGCUGAAUAAAGCGAUAUAUAUGUGU
This is a messenger RNA of Ostrea edulis (European flat oyster), 1600 nucleotides long. RefSeq names its product neuronal acetylcholine receptor subunit beta-3-like. The transcript has a single exon. Lineage: Eukaryota; Metazoa; Mollusca; Bivalvia; Ostreida; Ostreidae. Gene Ontology annotation, molecular function: extracellular ligand-gated monoatomic ion channel activity; transmembrane signaling receptor activity; neurotransmitter receptor activity. Gene Ontology annotation, biological process: monoatomic ion transmembrane transport; chemical synaptic transmission; nervous system process. The record is from RefSeq and is a predicted model, not a curated record. The coding region runs from base 233 to 1432 and encodes 399 amino acids. Gene Ontology annotation, cellular component: membrane; neuron projection; synapse.